AUGGUGUCAACUCAUAAUCGUGAUAAGCCAUGGGAUACGGAAGACAUAGACAAAUGGUCUAUUGAGGAAUUCAAGCCGGAAGAUAAUGCAUCUGGGCUACACUUCACAGAAGAGUCAUCAUUUAUGACCUUAUUCCCAAAAUACAGAGAACAGUACUUACGAACAAUCUGGAGCGAUGUUACGCGGAAUUUGGACAAAUACUUCAUUGACUGCCAAUUAGAUUUGGUCGAAGGGUCAAUGACCGUCAAAACCACCAGAAAAACAUUCGAUCCGGCUAUUAUUUUGAAAGCAAGAGACUUAAUCAAGUUAUUAGCUAGAUCGGUCCCUUUCCCACAAGCCGUGAAAAUUUUGCAAGACGAUAUUGCUUGUGACGUUAUCAAGAUUGGUAACUUUGUCACCAACAAAGACAGGUUUGUCAAGAGAAGACAAAGAUUGGUCGGGCCAAAUGGGAAUACAUUAAAAGCAUUGGAAUUAUUAACCAAGUGUUACAUCUUAGUUCAAGGUAACACCGUGAGUGCCAUGGGUCCUUUCAAGGGGUUAAAGGAAGUAAGAAGAGUCGUUGAAGAUUGUAUGAAUAAUGUUCACCCUAUUUACUACAUCAAGGAGUUGAUGAUCAAGCAAGAAUUGGCCAAGAAUCCAGAAUUGGCCCAUGAAGACUGGUCAAGAUUUUUACCAAUGUUCAGAAAGAGAAACGUUGCCCGUAAGAAGUCCAAGAAGAUUGGUGAAAAGAAGGAGAAGAAGGUAUACACUCCAUUCCCACCAGCUCAAUUACCUAGAAAGGUUGAUUUACAAAUUGAAAGUGGUGAGUACUUCUUGGGUAAGAAAGAAAAGGAAAGAAAGAAGUUACAGGAGAAGCGUGAUAAGCAAGAGGAAGCUACCGAAGUUAAGAAACAAGAAAGAUUGAAAGACUUUGAAGCCCCAGAAGAAAAUUCGUACGAAAACAAGUUGGUCACCAAAGAGAAGUCCCAUAAGAAGGAUAAGAAGGACAAAAAAGACAAAAAAGAAAAGAAAGAUAAGAAGAGGUCAAAGCAUAAUGAUGACGAUGAAGAAGGUUCUAGCUCUAAAAAAUCUAGACAUGACUGA
Messenger RNA from Debaryomyces hansenii CBS767, 1083 nucleotides. It is a transcript of the gene KRR1, whose product is annotated as 90S preribosome/SSU processome component KRR1. The transcript has a single exon. The coding region runs from base 1 to 1083 and encodes 360 amino acids. Gene Ontology annotation, cellular component: small-subunit processome; nucleolus. The record is from RefSeq and is a predicted model, not a curated record. Lineage: Eukaryota; Fungi; Ascomycota; Pichiomycetes; Serinales; Debaryomycetaceae. Gene Ontology annotation, molecular function: RNA binding.